Molecule: messenger RNA, 1541 nt
Organism: Charadrius vociferus (killdeer)
Lineage: Eukaryota; Metazoa; Chordata; Aves; Charadriiformes; Charadriidae
Gene: GPT2
Product: glutamic pyruvate transaminase (alanine aminotransferase) 2
Exons: 10
Coding region: 58-1329 (423 amino acids)
Biological process (GO): biosynthetic process
Molecular function (GO): L-alanine:2-oxoglutarate transaminase activity; pyridoxal phosphate binding
Source: RefSeq, a predicted model, not a curated record
GGAAUCAAAAAACCUUUUACUGAAGUAAUUAAAGCCAACAUUGGAGAUGCACAUGCAAUGGGACAGAGGCCAAUCACCUUCCUCCGUCAGGUAGUGGCACUGUGUACAUACCCAAACCUGUUGGACAGCCCAAGUUUUCCAGAAGAUGCCAAAAAGCGAGCCAGACGGAUCUUGCAGGGUUGUGGAGGAAACAGUUUAGGAUCUUACAGUGCCAGUCAAGGUAUAAAUUGCAUCCGUGAAGAUGUUGCUUCAUAUAUUGAAAGAAGAGAUGGAGGGGUUCCUGCAGAUCCAGAUAACAUAUAUCUUACCACUGGGGCAAGUGACGGUAUUGCUACAAUUUUAAAGAUCCUGGUCUCAGGAGGUGGAAAAUCCCGAACAGGAGUGAUGAUCCCUAUACCACAAUAUCCCUUAUAUUCAGCAGCCAUAUCUGAACUAGAUGCUAUCCAGGUGAACUACUAUUUGGAUGAAGAAAAUUGCUGGGCUCUAGAUGUGAACGAACUUCGCCGUUCCUUGAAUGAAGCUAAGGCAUAUUGCAAUCCGAAAGUUCUCUGCAUCAUCAACCCUGGAAAUCCCACAGGACAGGUGCAAAACAGAAAGUGCAUUGAAGAUGUGAUACACUUUGCCUGGGAAGAGAAACUUUUUCUGCUGGCUGAUGAGGUUUACCAGGACAAUGUGUACUCUGAAGGAUGCCAGUUUCAUUCUUUCAAAAAGAUUCUGUAUGAGAUGGGACCCGAGUACUAUAACAAUGUUGAGCUGGCCUCUUUUCACUCCACCUCUAAGGGAUACAUGGGCGAAUGCGGCUACAGAGGAGGUUACAUGGAGGUCAUUAACUUGCACCCAGAAAUUAAAGGACAGCUUGUUAAGCUGCUUUCUGUUCGACUUUGUCCUCCAGUCUCAGGACAAGCAGCAAUGGACAUUGUAGUGAAUCCUCCGAUUCCUGGAGAAGAGUCUUAUUCACAGUUCAUAAAGGAGAAGGAAUCUGUUUUGAACAAUCUCGCCAAAAAAGCCAAACUAACAGAAGACAUGUUUAACAAGGUACCAGGAAUUCACUGCAAUCCACUUCAAGGAGCUAUGUAUGCUUUCCCACGCAUCUUUAUUCCUUCCAAAGCCAUUGAGGAAGCAAAGGCUCACAAAAUGGCACCUGAUAUGUUCUAUUGCAUGAAACUUCUGGAAGAGACCGGAAUAUGUGUUGUACCUGGAAGUGGAUUUGGCCAAAGAGAAGGAAGCUACCAUUUCAGAAUGACCAUCCUUCCUCCAGUAGAGAAGCUGAAGAUCCUACUGGAGAAAGUGAAAGACUUCCACAUAAAGUUUCUUGAAAAAUAUGCAUGAAACUACCGUGGCUUCUCUCCCUCAUCCCCUCCCCUUCAAGGCAAAUGCAGAAAAUGAACAAAGAUGUGCUGAGAAUGUGCUGUUCAUCUAAUCUAACUAAAUUCAAAACAGAUAGAACCUAUCUCAGAUACUGCUACAACUUAUUGGACUAUUAAAUUUAAUGUCUGGUAUAGAAGACAUUGUUACACCAACUUUUUUUUUAGGGGGAAGGG